Cimex lectularius (bed bug) is the source of this 3369-nucleotide messenger RNA. Its product is annotated as constitutive coactivator of PPAR-gamma-like protein 1. NCBI's taxonomy places the organism in Eukaryota, Metazoa, Arthropoda, Insecta, Hemiptera, Cimicidae. The record is from RefSeq and is a predicted model, not a curated record. Gene Ontology annotation, cellular component: nucleus. The transcript has 16 exons. Bases 338 to 3355 code for a protein of 1005 amino acids.
CCUGAGCCUUCCCCAUUGAUACGGCCGACAGUACCCCAGGUUCGGAGACUUCCAAUAAACCGAUUUCUCGACCCUAAACCCAAUAUCGUAAAACCCAACGAAAAGGCUCCCCCCGCCGACGAUUUCUCAUCCAAGAAGCCUAGACGUCGGCAUGGCCGGCGUUCACUGACUCUACAUUUUCCGGCCGCGGAUCGAGUCGACGCGGGACGGAACGGCGCCACGCCGGACGUGCAGGACAGCCGGAGAACCGAGCCUUCGGCACUUCAACGACCCGCCGGCAUCCUCGGACUUGAGAUUUAUGUUCUGAAGCUGAUAAAAAUAAGAAGUUAUUUACGCCAUGGGCAUCCAAGACCUUCAGGUUUUUCUUGAAGGAAGCCAUAUCGAGGGUUCGUGUGUUGGUGUCGAUCUUGUUAGGAUAGCGAGAUCCCAGGCCGCCAAAUGGCUCGUCAAAAACCCUCAAAAGAAGGGGCAGAACAUCAAAUUCAGCAUCGUAGUUGAUGCUGAAUGCUGCUUGGACCGUCUUUACGGUGGUUACUUUUCUGACUGGGUCUGCGGCGGUCAGUGGAAUCGUGUCACGACCUUCCUUGGCCAGCUUGUCUCAUCGCUCAACCUCGCCAAAAUAGACCUGGCCGUAUUUUUCAACGGCUGCACCGAGCCGCAGAGGACUGAAGAAUGGAUCCAGAAACAGUUUAGAAACCGGCAGAGAAUCAAUCACGUCCUGAGGCAUCUGUCAAUGAAGGGGACCCCGCCGCCGAAAAUAUGGUGGAUCCCGCCUUCCUGCCUCCGCCCAACGCUGAGGAUGGUUCUGAGGAACCUAAACGUACCGGUUGUUGUCACAAUGGAAGAUCACAAACAAGAAGUAAUUGCAUACUGCCGGGAGAACAUGUGUCAUGCGAUCCUUGCAGACGACGCUGAGUACGUCGCCUUCAACCCUCCGAGAUAUUUUUCAGCGAGACAUUUAAAACUUACUUAUAAGGGUACUCUAGAGUCGAAAGAGUAUAUAAUAGCCGAAGUCAUGAAAGGGCUUGAAUUGACGCAGGAACAGCUGUGUGUCCUGGCCGCCCUACUCGGCAACUUCCUCCUUCCUGAAAGUGAGCUGAGUGACCUGUACAAAAAGCUCAAUGUCGAACCCAAGCCGGGCAAAGACGGUACGGUCGCUGACGCCCCAUCUGAGAAGGUGAGGGCUAUUGCGCCCGAGAAGGUGAGAGCUGUCGCCGGUUUUGUACGGUCUCUGUCUUCCACUGACAUAAAUGACCUAGCCACAGAGAUUUUCGGCGUAGUCGGAGGCGAACGGGCGGAAAAGUUCAAACAGGCCGUUCAAUAUUAUCUCGAUGGCACUAAAAACGGCACGUUCAAAUUCCAAAUCAGUGCCAACGGUAAAAAAACUGAAAAGAAAGGUUUAGCUAAACUGAACGAAAAGACUGAAAAUUCUGAACCUGGUAUGGACACAUCAAGGUUGGCAUCCGAAAGCACAGGAAAUGAGCUUGAUGGGUUGAUAACCCUCACGGAGGCUGUGGCAUGCCUUUCCGUUGGGCCUGAGAUAGUCGUCAACGUUUCCAAGACGACUGAGCCUCAUGAACCGACAGCUCAGAUCAACGGCGAAAAGGCUGUAAAUGGAAAUCACAACCUCCUCACAAUGUCAAGUUCGGGAUCGAGCUCGGGUGCAACGUCACCGUACCGCACCGCCGAGAAUGGGGCAAAGCCAAAGAAAACCGUAAGACUGGUAGUUGAAGAGGAAAAGAUAGAGCUGCACCCGGUAGCAGCGGAAAUAAUGCGGACCGUCACCGAACGCCACACCAAAGGACUCAUGUCGCCCUUUAUUUACCAAAUCCUCACUGAGGGCGAGGUCAAACUCCCAGUCGUUAUGGAGGACGAGAACCACAAGGACAUACCGAGCGUACAGCUGUUCUAUAGGCCGCUCCGUAUGAUGGUUUACGCAAUACUUUUCAACCUCCACCAUCUACAGUACAUACACAAGAACAACAAGGCACAGGGUACCGAUUCAAAACCGCCUGAGGUCAAGGUCAAAGAAUGGAUAUGGAGCAGGUCGAACCCGUAUGAGAAGCCGGAGAUAGUGAAAGCCGAGCCUCUCGGUUGGGGCGUGCCAACAGUUCAACGACUGUGGUUCGGAACGACAGUCGAUGAUAAAAGAAGAAGACUGAGAGCUUAUUUGACGUGCAUGAGAUCGGACACGCAGCUCAUGCUCGAUCCUACUUACGUGCCACAGCAGUUGUUGAUCCUAGCGACAGUACUUAGGUAUAUAAUGUCAAAUCCUGAAAUGAGGAUGCUGAAGAAACAGGAACUCGAUGCGAUCAUAUCCAUGGCGAUGGACCCUCACCUCAACAACUCCGAGUUCAACCAGGAACUCCAGGUGAACUGCGUUUCAACGAGGGGGAUACAAAUCGGCGCGCUUAUCAUGACCGGAAUUGAGUACGCUCUGCUUGUAAACGACACAUGCGGGGCGCCGAUACCAUGGGUCAUGACGUGCCCUUGGCUUUAUUUCGACGGAAAGCUACUCCAUGCCAUGCUGGCGAGGUCCGAAACAGCCAACAACCUUCCAGAACUGUGCAAUUACAGGACGAUACAAGUCGGUAAAGUCGAACGUAUGCGAGAGGCCAUACUCGACGGCCUUUAUAUCCAGUGGGCACAGCCAAUGUACAUCCCGGCACUCGCAGCAGACUCUUCUAGAGUGCAUUCUGUCAUGCCGGCUGGCCUCGCCUCGAAGGGCUCGACUUUCACAAGGGGCGCAGGUGCUCUGUCGUCAGUACGAGGUCGUGGAAUGACAACGGGCGGCCGACUGGAAAUCGCGGGUGUCGUCGUUGGCAACUGGGGGCCCAACUGUCGCUUCCACCAUCAAAACCUAAUGGUUCCGCAGACUCAGGUGACGUCAAUUGGGAACGUUGGAUAUAAUGGGGGUUCUGCAAUUAGGGGUGGGAAAAACCCGACGUACACGACUAGAGGGGGCAGCGCCCUCGCACAAUGCGGGAAGGGGCGAGUCCCUGGGAAAGUCAUUGUGAACGGGAAAAAGAAAAAUGCCAUCGUAAGCAAGAAAGACGGGAGGAAGACACGCGGCCGAGGGAUGAUGACCAUCGUCUCGCCUAUUAAUGGUAAAGUUGUAAAUGCGUCAGUUUUUAUUGAUCAAGAUUAUACCGAGUUCGAAGAGAAAAAGCGCAUCCUCAUCAAUAACGAACCAAAGAAGCAAACCACAAAUGCAAACGAGUCUGUGAUCCGUACCAAUGGGGACAACGCCCAGUCGAAUCAAUUUGCCUCCGCUCCGGUCGCAUCAGGAGGCUCGUGCGGUGCCAAAGGCAGCGGGAAGGACGUCCUAACGCCGGCGCAGCUCAACGACAACUGAACUAAGGUUUAAAG